AUUCGCAGCCGGUCCACUCACCGACUGCGCUUCACUCUACCGAUACCCUGACAAAGCACUCUUACGAUUACGAAGCAGACGAAGGCUUUGCGUCGGCAUCGUCUGUUGAGGAAAAGCAAACACUCGAGAUUCUUCAGAGACGACGAGCCCAGAAAACACGAUCAGGUGAAUACUCCUCCAUGACCGUCGUUCCAUUCUACCAUGCCAGCGACCGACGCAUAACCCCCGCUGAACGAUGCAUAUGGAUCGCUUCGUCCCUCUACACUUAUUACAAGCUUUGCCGUACCAACAUUCCAACCUUGAACUCGCUGAUAUUAUCAGAAUGGAUGGCUUUGAUUUUUACAAGUCUCGUUGCCUACCGAUUCAUAUCACGACGUAAGGAAAAGAAAUCCAAAACCGAUCCUCAACAGCGUUGCGAUGAUGAACGAUCUUCGUCUGCUACCGCCUCCUCCGACGAUCAACAUUCACAGGAUACUGUGUAUCAGUAUAAACCUUUGUCUCCGGAACCUUGGAAAACCCAUGGCAUGGUCACCGAGAAACUAGCUGCCAUCCAUUGGUCAAAAUUACCUCCACCGGCUCACCGUAUUUUUGGCGCAAGUAGAUCAGCAUUUCGAGAUGGAGCCGAUGAUGGAUUACUUUGCGGUGUUUUAUUGAUGCCCAUUGUAGCCGCCGCCCAAGUCUUGGAUACAGCCCGUCGCGACAUGGAUCCUUGGCAUAUAGAACACAUGCAAGCGAAAUUGGAGUUGAUGUUAUUAUUAAGUUUCAUCGCUUUACUACUGGCGUCGAUAGGACAGUUGUUGCACUCCAAAAGACGAACAGUGCGAAAACGUGGCCUGCUAUUGUGCAGUGUUUGUAUAUCGACGGUCGUGGUAUGGUUCAUUACUCGUGUCACCUCAUUGGUCCCUGUACUCUGUAACACGCCAAUGACAAUGACUGUCGUAUCGCUGACCGUAUUCCAAUGGUGCCUCUAUUUAUGCGUCGUCGCUCUAAAAAAAUGCUUUUCUCUGGGCGAAAUGUUUCUAAUUUCCCAAGGAGCGGCCGUUCUCGUUCACAAUGCCAUGGAAUUCAUCUAUAUUACGUUCAUGCCUGAGGAUACUCCAAAAUAUAUUCAGUACGCCGAUAUUUCCCCUAUCGCUGUUCUGCUUCAUGCUGUCAUCCUCGGCAUGUUCAUUAUUGGGAUCCUCGCUUAUCCACUGUUACGCUAUUCACGUCAAUUGGCGCGUCAACCGUACUGGCGCACGGCCCCUGUGGUCGAGGGUCUGUCCAGUAUUGAAAAGAAAAAAAUCUUGGUGGCUUUAGCAGUUUAUGGUACAACACUAGGGAUCAUUCUUUUCUUUAUCGCACCUGUAUGCACCUCCAUCAUGGGUCACAAUCCGCUUAUGUGGACCGUGGAAUAUGUGUUCAUGUCUCCGCCUCGUUUGUUCUUGUGUCUGUACUGGGCAUUUACAAUCGCGACGACCGUGGUGGUGUGGGUGUUGGUGCUCGAUUUCAGUUCUUUUGACACGCAAUCGGUCGGUCCGCCUUUUGACGCCAAGGAAACGCAGAUCCGAGUAUUGACUCAGACUCUCAACAAGAAACGAAAAUUGUUCCAUGCUUUGGCCGUCGUCAUGUUCGUCCCAGCCGUCUUAUUUGAGCGGUCUUUUCUACAACUUUCCUUUGCUGUCGCGUUAUCGGCAUUUAUUUAUCUCGAAUAUUUACGAUAUUUCGCUGUGUGGCCCUAUGGCAAGAGUCUGCACAUCUUCCUGACCGAGUUUAUCGACAAUCGAGACCUCGGUCCUGUCAUUCUAAGCCAUAUUUAUUUGUUGCUCGGUUGUGCAAGUCCCGUAUGGUUAGGCCGUUCCAACUUGCUUGCCAGUCUCUCUGGAAUUCUGGCUCUCGGGUUUGGCGAUGCCGCCACAGUGGAGGGCACAUUGGCGUUUAUUCUGACCGUGUAUAUUAGUUCAAUCAUGAUCACCUAUGUAUCCGCUUUCUUUGGCGUGGAAGACGCCUCUCGUUUCGUUGCUUCGGCGGGCCGAAGUAAAUGGUUUAAUUACAUGUUUAUUGUCACCAUCACAGGUUUACUGGAAGCAUUUUCAACUCAGAAUGAUAACAUUGUCAUUCCCCUUUAUAUGUAUGCUCUUAUUGUUUUGGAGCAAAUUGUUUAAAAGCAACCACACGCCAUCUCUCUAAUAUCCUAUCUUAUAACACUAAUGAACUAUUAUAACCCCCAUUCACACUACUCAUUGUUCAAUACCGCCUCGUGUUAUUUUAUUUGAAUGAUUGUAUAAUGCCAUUAUUUGAUUUAUUAUGCUAUUUUAU
This is a messenger RNA of Radiomyces spectabilis, 2298 nucleotides long. RefSeq lists its product as uncharacterized. Lineage: Eukaryota; Fungi; Mucoromycota; Mucoromycetes; Mucorales; Radiomycetaceae. Gene Ontology annotation, biological process: dolichyl monophosphate biosynthetic process. The transcript has 10 exons. Gene Ontology annotation, cellular component: endoplasmic reticulum membrane. The record is from RefSeq and is a predicted model, not a curated record. Gene Ontology annotation, molecular function: dolichol kinase activity. The coding region runs from base 180 to 2144 and encodes 654 amino acids.